GGAAGUGUAUGAGUUUCGUGUAGGAAAAAAGUUCUCACGGUUGUUUUCAUGCCAGUGUAUAAAAGUUAGGUUUCAGUCGUUUGUCAACUCUCAUGAGAUUGUGUUGAAGCCGUUUGAAGACACAACAGCGACUAUUACCUCUGAAGGAUGAGGGGUGAACCAGGCGCAGUUCAGAUUGUCACAGUGUGUAAGGAGGAUCACUCCUUUGAGUUGAACACGGAGGCUUUGGCUAAGGUUCUGUUGGCUCCUGAGGUCCGAGACAAACAUGUGGUGGUGCUUUCAGUGGCUGGAGCCUUCAGAAAGGGAAAGAGCUUCCUGCUUGAUUUCAUGCUCCGUUACAUGUACAGAAAGGGGGAUGAAGACUGGCUGGGUCAGGAUGAUGAGCCGCUGACUGGAUUUUCUUGGAGAGGUGGUUCGGAACCAGAGACAACGGGCAUCCAGCUGUGGAGUGAAGUUUUCCUCGUCGAAAAGAGUGAUGGUACAGAGGUGGCUGUGGUGUUGAUGGACACUCAAGGAGCAUUUGAUAAUCAGUCCACCGUGAAGGACUGUGCCACCAUCUUUGCCCUCAGCACCAUGACCAGCUCAAUGCAGAUCUACAAUCUGUCACAGAACAUUCAAGAGGACGAUCUGCAGCAGCUACAGCUGUUCACGGAGUAUGGUCGUCUUGCUAUGGAUGAAAUCUUUCAGAAACCCUUCCAGUCUUUGAUGUUUCUGAUCAGGGAUUGGAGCUUUCCCUAUGAAUACACCUACGGGUUUAAAGGAGGGAAUGAAUUCCUCGAUAAACGGUUACAGGUUAAGGAGGCCCAACACGAGGAGCUGCAAACAGUGAGGGAGCACAUCCAUUCAUGCUUCACCAAAAUUUCCUGCUUCUUGUUACCACACCCUGGGUUGAAGGUUGCCACCAGCCCUGCAUUUCAGGGACAACUUAGUGAUGUGGCCCCAGAUUUCAAAGAACAGCUGGCGAGUCUGAUUCCUAAACUGCUGCAUCCAGAUCGUCUGGCUGAGAAAGAAAUAAAUGGAAACAAAGUCACCUGCAUGGGCCUGCUUGAGUUCUUCAAGGCUUACAUCAAGAUUUACCAGGGAGAAGACUUGCCACAGCCAAAGACUAUGCUCAUGGCUACAGCAGAGGCCAACAACCUGGCAGCUGUGGCAACAGCCAAAGAUCAGUAUUACAAGAACAUGGAGAAGGUGUGUGGGGGAGACCUGCCUUAUGUGUCUCCUGACUCUCUGGAGGAAAAGCAUCAAUUUUACUUCCGAGAGGCUCUCCAUGCCUUCUCGUCCACAAAGAAGAUGGGUGGACAGGAGUUUUGUGAUCGUUACCAAGCACAGCUGGAAAAGGAGCUGGAGGAAAUGUGGCAGUCUUUCAGCAAGCACAAUGAGUCAAAAAAUCUCUUCAGCGCCUUCCGGACACCUGCAGUGCUGUUUGUCCUGGUGUGCCUCCUCUACGUUCUGUCAGGCGUGUUGCUCUUUGUUGGCCUAUCUACCUUCGCCUUGGUGUGUGACUGUACUCUGGGCGUGGUCAUGGUGGCCAUGCUGACAUGGGCCUUCAUCCGCUACUCUGGUCGGUACCAUUCUGUAGGAGGAGCCAUCGACCAGGCUGCAGGUGUUGUCCUGGAGCAGGCCACUGUUGUGUUGAACAAGUCGAGAGGGACAAGCACUGGUGACAAGAAGAAAUCCAGUUAGAGGACCUCUGAACCUUCAUAAUCUCGAUGCAAUGCAACCAGCACACAACACAAGCACACAGUCAGCACUAAAGCCUUAUCAUGCCACUCACUGGAACAAACGUGCAGCUAAACCACAUUGGCUCAAGGUACAAAUAUGAUGCCAAUUCACCAGCAUCUCUUAUUAUGCACGUUACUCUGCCUAUGAAAGUCCAGACUUAUAUAAAGGUGACUGGAUUCAUUGAGGAAGGGAAUUAAACCAUCCCAGUUCCUCUCAUCCAUACUUCAAAAAUUGAUACUGCCAUCAUUUUACAAUUUUACAUUUGGUCUAAAUGGACAAGUCAAUGUUUACUUUUAAACAAAAAAAACACUUUUUUUCUAUCUCAGCUAAAUACAUCUUAUGUGGCUGUAUAUUGUUCAGACAGGGGUAGUCAGGUGCUUUUCAAACAAAGCUUUUGCAGUAUAUCUUUAAAAAUGGCUUUAAAGCUUAUACAUUUAUACAUAUUUCUUUGUCACUAUAUUUUUUUUACUUAUUGGCCUUAAACAUUCCAUUAAGUUUGUAGAUUUGCUUUAUAUUUGAUAUAAACUAGCAUUACCUACAUUGAAAGAAGAGGAUACGCACUUUGUAUUUAGCCCAGCAGAUUUUGGAAGCUGCAUGUAAUGGGAGUUCAGUUGUUUCAAGUGCUUUGCCAUUUAUUCCUUGACAGAAACAUGUUAGACUUUGUAGAUUUUGAUACUAUAUAAUAGAUUCUUUGAGAUAAAUUAUAUAUAGGAACUUAUAUUCUGCAAAACUUUCCAACUCCAAAGAUAAGAGAUUUUUGUAAUACUUAAAGGUGUUGACCGACCAACAUAAUAAAACUAGCAACCAGUCAGCCAAAGAGACCACUUGUGUUGGAAUUAUACUUUGGCCUUGUCACUUCAGACAUCAGUAAAUAUAAGCUAAAAUAUAGCCUGUAAACAAGAGUUUUAUUAAAAGUUUAGAAAUGCCAAAAAAAAAAAUUCUCAAUCAUUGCAAUUGCCGAACACAUAUGGAACAAAUAACAAGCAGAAUAUUCAAAUAGACCAAAAUAUGAAAGAAACAAGCAGUAGAGCCCUACAGUAAAUGGGACUGUGCGCCUUUCCCCCUAUGCUUUUUGUACCCGCACCUCAGUUUUCAAAAAGUAUACAGCACUUGGAUGGAUUAUUUUCAAAUUUGGUUGUUGUCAAAAAUCCCUAACAUGCUGUCAUGUUAGUAUGUUCGCAUCUGAGAAAUUAUUUUCUGAUGUAAUUUUUUUAGCAACCUGUGCAAAAACACUAGUAUGUGAGCAACACUACUGAUGCAGUAUAUAAAGUUCACAUUGUUGAUCUUGCUUCAAGCAAAAGGGAUAUUACAACUUUUUCACAGUUAAAACUUUGUCAGAGUAAAACUUGUUUUCGGUAAAAUAGUGAUUAUACAUGGUGAUCAGUCCAGCCUGAAAGCAUUGAAUGCUGGGGUCAAAACUUUGCUUCAAAUGACUGAUAGGAAAAUUAAAUAAUAUUAAGGAAAGGAAAAAUGACAAAUUUGUACCAACUUGUUUCCUAGGGGCUUGUUUACAUGCAGCCAUUUAACCAAUCAAUCAAAGGUAUUUUUCAAAAAUCAGCCAUAGAGAGAAUUAAAAAGGUGGAGUACACAGUGGAUUUAUUAGGUUUUAUUUUUCCAUUGUGGGGCCAAGCAGGGCAUCUCAGGCCAACUCAGAAUGAAUCAGGUAUUGGAUUAAAGGACUCUGAUUAUUUGCAACCAUGCCCUACAUCUCUGAAUAUGAUAAAAUGCAGGUUCUUUCAGAAACAUUGGAUUAGAGAAGUGGAAUGGCAAAUAUUUAGUAUUGUUAAACAGGUCUUUGAAAAUCCCACACGAUUGUGUGAUCUGAGACCAAAAGUAGAAUCCUGUUGACUGUCAUGCUAUUCUACAUAGUGAUCUUCAACAGCUAAUAUAUUUUCUGUGCUCGAAUACAGAGUGGAGACAAAAGCUGAUUGACAGUGCUUUAAUCACUCGGUAAUUCCAUGUUACUAUAGAAGAAUAAAGGGCCAAAAGUGACCAUACAAAUGUGGAGGAUGAGAGACUUGGAAAUUCUCAGUCCAUGGUUUUUGACCAUCAUUUUGCACAUUCCAUGUCCCUUUUCCACAAGAGAAGGAAACUUCAAGAUGUUUUACAAGCACAUGCUAUUGCACUUACCCUUCUCUCUCUUUGGUGCUUUUUGCACAGUGUUCAUUCCAAAAGUAAAUAAAUGCAUGCUAUAUUGGAGCAACGGCUAUUGUAAUCAUCUCUUGCAGGGGUAUGGUGGCCUUGACUUGAGAAAUGCUGUUUUAUAAAGAAUAAACGCUUGAAACUGUCA
Messenger RNA from Seriola dumerili (greater amberjack), 4012 nucleotides. RefSeq names its product atlastin-3-like (gene atl3). The transcript has 14 exons. Gene Ontology annotation, biological process: endoplasmic reticulum organization; protein homooligomerization. The record is from RefSeq and is a predicted model, not a curated record. Bases 148 to 1683 code for a protein of 511 amino acids. Gene Ontology annotation, molecular function: GTP binding; GTPase activity. Lineage: Eukaryota; Metazoa; Chordata; Actinopteri; Carangiformes; Carangidae.